Molecule: messenger RNA, 3385 nt
Organism: Pocillopora verrucosa
Lineage: Eukaryota; Metazoa; Cnidaria; Anthozoa; Scleractinia; Pocilloporidae
Product: long-chain-fatty-acid--CoA ligase 5
Biological process (GO): long-chain fatty acid metabolic process
Cellular component (GO): endoplasmic reticulum; membrane
Molecular function (GO): long-chain fatty acid-CoA ligase activity
Source: RefSeq, a predicted model, not a curated record
UUCAUUUCACAAACCGAUUGUGGAAGAAAUAUUUCGUAUGCGCCAAUAGCCGUGCAAAUUUCUGUAAUGCCUCAAGCUUUAUGGAGGAUUGCUUUUGAUCUCGAUUGUGCUUUUACAUAGUUUUUCACGACUCUUUGGGUUUCGGAGGUGUCCAUGAUGGACUUGGAAAACCAAUCCGUAAAAGUUGAGGGGGGUGUAGACAACGGAGCCAGACGAAAUGCUUUAAGAAAGGAGCUGAUUACAACAUUUUUUGAUGGCGUUACAACCCCGUAUGAAGGCUUCCUUCGAACUGUUCAAAACUCAGGCGAUCAGCCAUGUUUGGGAACAAGAGGGGGACCUGAUAACAAGUAUCAGUGGAUCACAUAUAAAGAGGUACACGACCGUGCCACUAACUUUGGUUCAGGCUUGGUACAUCUUGGUUGUGAACCUUCUCAAAAUACAUUUGUUGGAAUCUAUGGUCCUAAUUGUGUUGAGUGGGACUUAGCAGACCUGGCUUGUCAGAUGUAUUCCAUGAUUUCUGUGCCAAUUUACGAUACACAUGGACCAGAAGGCUGCGUUUAUAUCCUUAACCAUGCGGAUAUAGAGACGAUUAUUUGCAACGGUAAUAAGUUGCGAUUCAUUUUCGACAAUGCCAAAGAAUGUGAGAAGGUAAAAAGGAUCGUUAAGAUGGACAAGCCUGUAACAGAGGAAGAGAAAAAAGAAGCUGAUUCCCUUGGAAUUUCUUUGUUAUAUAUCGUGGAAGUAGAGCAAAUGGGUUCUAACAAUCCUCAAGAGAGAAAGCCUGGGAGACCUGAGGACACCAUGACUGUCUGCUAUACAAGUGGAACAACGGGUACGCCGAAGGGUGCCAUGUUAAGUCAUGGAAAUAUAAAUGCUGGGGUCGCAGGAAUUCAAGUCCAAUAUGAGGAAUCUGGUCUCCAGAUGAUAGAAGGAGACUGUAUGAUCUCCUAUCUUCCACUGGCUCACAUGUAUGAGCGACUGGCUCAGGCAAUGUGCUUCUUAAAUGGAGUGAAAAUUGGUUUCUUUAGGGGUGACGUAAAACUACUGCUGGAUGAUAUUCAAGAACUAAAGCCAACGAUUUUCCCCUCUGUACCAAGACUGCUCACUAGAGUUUAUGACAAGGUGAUGGCACAAGUUUCCCAGAGCAAACUCAAAGGCUGGCUUUUUAACAAAGCACUUGCAUCUAAAGAGGCCGGUUUAAAAAAGGGAAGAAUCAGAGGUGAUACAGUUUGGGAUCGCACUGUGUUCAAGAGAAUAAAGAUGGCCCUUGGUGGAAAUGUUCGGCUGAUUGUCACUGGAGCUGCUCCCCUGUCGGCUAAAGUAAUGAUGUUUCUAAGAUGCACUAUGGGAGUUUGUUGUGUCGUAGAAGGCUAUGGACAAACUGAAAGUACUGCAGCAGCAACUAUUACUUUCCCGAGGGACACGUCUGUUGGUCACGUGGGAGCACCUCUUCCCUGUAAUCUCAUCAAGUUGGUAGACGUCCCAGAAAAGGAGUGUUACGCAAAAGACGGUAAAGGAGAGAUCUGUAUAAAGGGACCGACGGUCUUCCAAGGCUACCUGAAAGCUCCGGAGAAAACUGCCGAGACAAUUGACAAGGAUCAGUGGCUCCACACCGGAGAUAUCGGAGAAUGGCUUCCGAAUGGAACCUUGAAGAUAUUUGAUCGUGUCAAGCAUAUCUUUAAGCUUGCUCAGGGUGAAUACGUUGCUCCGGAGAAAAUCGAAAAUAUUUACCUGCGCAGUACUUUAGUAGCCCAAGCGUUUGUACACGGAGAUAGCUUACGGUCAUUUGUAGUGGCAAUCAUCGUUCCAGAUCAGGAGGUGUUGGAACCUUGGGCACGAUCUAAAAAUAUCCAUGGAGACUUUGCAGAGUUGUGUGAGAACGAAGAGGUAAGAAAAGCAGUUAUGGAUGACAUGACUAAAAAAGGCAAGGAGGGCAAGUUGAGCUCCUUUGAACAGGUUAAGGAAAUCCACUUACACAACGAAUUGUUUUCCGUCGAAAAUGGAUUUCUGACGCCAACUUUCAAGACUAAACGAGCGCUGGUUGCCAAAGCUUUCGAGCAAAAGUUCCAAGAGCUGUAUGAAAAAGUCGACAAGAGGAUGCAGUUUAUGCGUUCAACAAGUUUUGAAAUUCAGCAAGUUGUUUAGUUAAAGAACUCAGAGUACGCAAAGCUUUUUCAAGUCAUUCUGUCGAUUUAGGGCUCUGUUUUAAGCCUUACCAAUGUUCUGCGCUCCUAAAACACCGUGAAUUGCUGGCUUGAAUGAUUAUUUGUAACUCGUGUGAAACAACAUGGUUCUGACAGCCUGAAAAAACGCCCACAGUCACUAAAACGUUUGCAUAUGCGCAGAUGCUGGACUACUAUGUUCCUCGUAUGUAAACUAUCAAGCUGAUGACUGCAGUUAGAAAGCAGUUUAUUUUAAAUCAUAUCCCAACUACCUUUUUUUAUCCUUGUAUUACUCAGAGUAUCUAAUCACAGAAACAUAUCUUUAACUAUCAACUAUUAAUUGAUAAAUAAUAGUAAUUGAACUGAGUGAAGUACAGUUUGGGCGGAAAUCACAAGUAUGAUUUCAGACCAAAAUUGCAUGACACGAGGUUUAAUAACCACUGUAUUACAUCCAUUUUGAAAUCACCCAAAUACAGGACUCGGUCAUUUCAAAUAUUAAAUUUGAUACAGUACUGAGCCGGUUUGAAAUUAGAUUCAUCCAUUUUUGGGGGGAAAAAAAUAAGAGUUUUGGAAACAAAAGUUGCAAAAUUUGCCACAUGAUACUCUUUGCCUUUCAUUUUCCUGCAAUUUGAUUGGUUCCUUUAAACCUUGAAAUCUGAUCGGUAGUUUUGUUUUUAGUGUUGCCUCCUCGUUGGCUGGGAAAAAGAUGCGAUUUAAAGCAAAAAUAGGUGCGAUUUUUGAAUAAAUCGCACCAAUCAGAGCCAAUCAGAUAACAGGGACCACCAGUGGUUUCAAAAUGGGUGUAAAAAAGACGUUAUAAAUCUGGCCCGUAGCAAAUUUUAAAAAGCCUACGUUUAAUGCAAAGCACUUCGCUCAAAACAUCAUGCAGCUUUUCAGCAAUUAUGUCAGCGGUUUACCUACUGUCGUGAACUUGUAAAUUAUAAGAAAGAAGUCUUAAGACCGUAAACGCAGCACAACAAUUUCUAUAGAAACGUAUAACCUGUGUAUCAACUGUACUUGUCGGCAUUCAAUAUAAUAAACAGCCAUAAAAACACAAAAUUCCAUACCUUACUGUAACAGAAGUUUGAGUAACUUUUUCCAUAAGCGGCAGGCAUGCUUAACAGACAGCGGUAAGAGGUCUUAAAGGCGUAAGUACGUCAUGUAUAGGGAAUUAUUAUCUAUUCAAUAAAUAUUGUGGGAUAUUGAUCAAAUGAAGCCUUUAA